CCGGCCCAAUCCAACUGACAGCGCGCAACCGGCCACGCCGUCGUCGUCGGCAUCUUCCCGCCGUCUUCUCCUCCGCCGCCAUCCUCCCCUGGCCUUCCCGCUCCUCCGCCACCUCUCGUACACCUACGCUUCCAUCCGUCCCGAAGCCGUCGCCUCCCCCUGCUCUUCUUAGCCGCCGAGCUCCGCCGCGGCAGGUUCCCAGCUGUUCCAAUGGAGGACACGGGGGCCGCCAAGAACACGGCCACCACCGGUCCCACCUUCGCCUCCCCUCUCUUCUCCUUCUCCAACCCCCCCGGCACCUCCUUCGGCUUCGGCUUCGGCUUCGACUCCGGUGCUCCUCCGCCUCCGCCGCCGCCGGCCAUCGAGGUUCAGCUUUCCGAGGAGUCGCCGGUUGCGGCAGAUAGAUUGGAGCCGGUGGUGGUCGAUGACUCCCUGUCGAUCUACAAGGGGAGAGUGAGUACAUCUGAUGUUUUUGGGGUCAAAGACUCUGAUUUGGUCCCAGGAAAAUAUGAAGGCGGGUUGAAGCUGUGGGAAGGUUCAUUAGACUUGGUGAAGGCCCUCAAUUCUGAUAUCAAAGAAGGUAGAUUGCUUCUAGAAGGCAAGCGUGUAUUAGAGCUUGGAUGUGGACAUGGCCUCCCUGGCAUUUUUGCAGGUCUUAAGGGUGCUGGUCUGAUUCAUUUCCAAGAUUUCAAUGCUGAGGUGCUUAAGUGCCUGACAAUACCAAAUGUAAAAGUCAAUCUUUUCAAGGAGUCACCUGAAGAAACAUGUACAUCUAGGAGUGUUGGUUUCUUUGCUGGUGAUUGGAGUGAAAUGGAUAAGCUGCUUCUUACCGGGGAUGCUAAGCAAGACAAAACAAACAGUGGUGAUACAGAAGAUAAAACAUAUAAUGGUUAUGAUAUCAUCCUGAUGGCUGAGACUGUUUACGCAUUAUCUUCUCUUCCAAAUCUCUACAGGCUUAUCAAGAAGUGCUUGCACUACCCUGGGGGUGUGGUUUACAUGGCGGGGAAGAAGCAUUACUUUGGAGUAGGUGGUGGCACAAGGCAGUUCUUACGCUUGAUUGAAGAAGAUGGCACUAUGCAAACUGAGCGGCUCAAUGAUGUUGCUGAUGGAUCAUCCAAUGUUAGGGAGGUUUGGAAAUUCUCAUUCAAAUAGAUUAGCUCUGCCUUUGCGAUUGUCGGAAAAACUGAAAACAUGUACUGGACUCCAUAUUUGGUAGAGGGAGCCCUGGUUUAGGAGUUCCCUGAUUCUGCUAAUGUACUUCUGACUAUAUCAAAAGUUGAUAUUUUUGUUUGGAGUUUCGAUAUGGAACAGAAUGCACUGCUUCUACUCUUGAAGACUCGAGAAAUUGUUUUACC
Molecule: messenger RNA, 1355 nt
Organism: Setaria italica (foxtail millet)
Lineage: Eukaryota; Viridiplantae; Streptophyta; Magnoliopsida; Poales; Poaceae
Product: histidine protein methyltransferase 1 homolog
Exons: 8
Coding region: 211-1152 (313 amino acids)
Source: RefSeq, a predicted model, not a curated record